UUCUCUUUUUCUGAACCACACAUAUAGUGAAGUUCAUACCUUUUUAUGUGAGAGAUAAAAGGAAAUACCAAAAAACCAUUUUAUCCAAACACACACAAAACUCUCAUCUCAUCAUAACAAUCAUGAAAACCAUCGAUUUCUUCUGCGCUUCCCAAGCCUCCACCGCCGUCGACCAACCUUCAUCUUCCCCCGCCGGAAGAUUCAUCGACCGCCACAACCCCAUCAUCGCUGACGCCAGACGAUCAAACGUCACUUCUAGAACAACUAAUUUCCCCAACCCUCCAUGUUCCUCCCAAUACUCCCCCAUUAAUCCUCUCCCUUACCAUCAACUCCAUGCCGCCGCCGCCGCCGCCUCCCCUAAUGUCGCCGGGGACCAGAUCCGGCCGUCCGGCGUCUCCGGAAAUCAUAAGGAUUUGAAGAUGAAGAAGAAGAAGAAGAAGAGUUCAUCCAUUAUUACAACUGACUUUGUAAGGUGGAGCUGUGCAAAGCCCAGUGAUUUGGCUACGCCUCCUGGGUCGAUGCGAUACCUUUUGAACGACAAGUCGGUUCCUGAUGGUUCCAUGGAUCGGAUUCCCACGCCUAUCCCAAUUAACAAAAACCAACCUUCAUCUAACCCACAAGAUCCACACCAUUCUAAACCAACGCCCCAGAUUUCUUCCCAGGACGACUCCAAUAAAUCUCCACCUUCCAAUCAGGUUGUUGUUUUGAGGGUAUCAUUGCAUUGCAGAGGCUGUGAAGGAAAACUUAGGAAACAUCUCUCCAAAAUGGAAGGAGUGAACUCAUUCAACAUAGAUUUUGCGGCAAAAAAGGUGACGAUAAUGGGAAAUAUAACGCCACAGGGUAUGUUGGAAAGUGUAUCGAAGGUUAAAAAUGCCCAAUUUUGGCCAUAUGCAGACCCAACUCCAACUCCAACUCCAAACCCUAAUCUUAAUCAAAAUCAUCACCCAAAUGUAUUGAAAAAAACCUAAUAAAAAUUUUCUUUUCUAGCUUUUUUUUUUUUUAAUUCUUCUAAAAAUAUUAAACGUAUGUUUAUUGUGACAGUUUGAUUAUUAUUAUAUAUGAAAAUGUUAUUUACUUGAAAAUCUAAAAACAAAAUCAUUACGAAACCAAUAAUAUGGUGAAUAAUGUAUAUUGUUUGAGUAGAAAGAAUCAUUUGAGUGAGUUUGUUGGUUGGUUUUGUUUAAAAGCUUAGAUUAGAAAUUUAUGAAUUAGGAAAUAAAAACCCCAUUGUUAAAAGGGGAUAACUUAAAUAUGUUUUAUUGGAAUUUUAA
Messenger RNA from Cucumis sativus (cucumber), 1271 nucleotides. RefSeq names its product protein SODIUM POTASSIUM ROOT DEFECTIVE 3. The coding region runs from base 123 to 968 and encodes 281 amino acids. NCBI's taxonomy places the organism in Eukaryota, Viridiplantae, Streptophyta, Magnoliopsida, Cucurbitales, Cucurbitaceae. Gene Ontology annotation, molecular function: metal ion binding. The transcript has 4 exons. The record is from RefSeq and is a predicted model, not a curated record.